This is a messenger RNA of Lichtheimia ornata, 1818 nucleotides long. RefSeq lists its product as uncharacterized. Bases 1 to 1818 code for a protein of 605 amino acids. The transcript is spliced from 7 exons. Lineage: Eukaryota; Fungi; Mucoromycota; Mucoromycetes; Mucorales; Lichtheimiaceae. The record is from RefSeq and is a predicted model, not a curated record.
AUGUUCAGCCCAGCAUCCAAUCGACUACGGGAUGCCACUGCAACCGUUCGAACGCGUUCACCACUUGGCACUCCACCACUAUCAGCUUCAGAGACGAAUAGCUAUCGACCUCCAACGGAAUCACCCACACUCGCACCACAAGAUAAAUUGACUCAUAUAUUCAAUGCUGUACGGCAACAAAUACAACGUUGGGGUGACAAUGCUAAAUGGAAGAUUGAUCUUGUACUGCUUGAUAACAACAACAACGACACUAAUACUACGGCAACCAAGAAUAAUAUGACUACUACAAGCGGCAACCGCAGUCUUCCGGGGUCACCUGCUCCAAUACACCAUCAUCAUCCUCAUCAUCACCAUGCUGCUUCAUCAUCAUCAUCACCACGCGGUUUUAUGCAUCCACAUCCAACACAAUUAGCACCGCAAGAGCCUGGGAUGGGUCAUCAAGGAUACAUGUUACCAGUUUCAAGGACAACGCAAUAUCCUAUGGACUAUGUGACACCCACAGGCGUACCUACCGAGGUAUCAGUCGACGAGCUAAAGCAACAGCUGCAUGAUUCAUUUGAGAGACAGCGCUAUUUGGAGAAUAUUGUACGCUCUCAAGCUGAACAAAUCCAGGAAUCCCAGACGUAUCCUCCCGACGCGAAUAAGGCAAUUGAAACCAUGCGUAGUAUUUACAUGAUGUCGGAAAACGAGCAAAAGCUACGAUACCUGAUGGAUACAAAGACGUUGCAUAAGGAUAUGGAGGCUUUAUCAAGAAAGCUCAAGCGAUUGACGUCGACAUUGCACAAUAUUGAAACAAUGAAACUUCCAACAGAGGAUGAGAAAUUGGAUCGAGACACGUUACUAGAAGAACGCAAGAUUUUGAAACGCAAGUUGCAUUUGGCUGAAUUACGAUUGAAUACACGUGAUGCCGAGCUCGAGUACCUGUAUCAGGUGUCAAAGUCAUCCAAUUCACAUCCAUCGUAUUAUCCACACCAUGAAGUAUCGUCACCUAAAUUACAACAUCAGCAGCUAGCGUCAUUCACUUCAUCACCACGACGAGGCCCACCUUAUUUGUUCCAGCAACAGUAUUCACCAAAGAUGAGACAUGAGAUUCGUCCACCACCUCCUAAACAAUCUCAAUCACCUUUACCACCACCAGCACAAUCACCACAGCAACAACAUACUUCAACACAAUCACAAUCGACUCAUGCUGCAUCAUCCUCACCGAACACCCAACAACAGCAGCAGCACAUGUCAGCACUUGAAAGUCUUGGAAUUGUUGCUGAUAGAAUGUUGAAUGAUCCUGAUUUCAGCAAAGAAGAACAUGAAGCCACCAAAGAGGCAAGACGAUCCAAGCGAUCCAUUGAUUCAGCCAAUGCACUUUUAUCGAUGCCGACAUUGAAAUUCCCUGCACGAAAGGAUAAUGAAGUGAUUAUGGAAGAAACGGAAAGCAAAGAUUCGGGAUCCAGAGAGCCAUCAUCCAAAAAAGCAAGAAUUGAUUCACCGCGGAUGGGACAACAACAAGCACCACCACCUGAUGCAAGGCAUUCACCUACGAUUGCUGCCCUUCUUGAUCAACCCACAUCAUCAUCAACAUCAUCACCAACCUCUUCUUCUGCCAAUGUAAGUAGUACAUCACAACACCCUGUUCAUGUCUCUCCCCAUGCUACACCACCAUUGGCGCAUGCACACGAAGCAAAAGCAACAGGUGCACUAGGAGGAGGAGGUGGAGGAGGUCCCAGUAGUAGCUCUCGUAUAUCACCUACUGAGCCGGGUUAUCGACCACCAUCCCCUGCGUCUACACCUAAAGGAUUGCGGCAACAACAUCAGGCUCGUUAA